Messenger RNA from Paraphaeosphaeria sporulosa, 749 nucleotides. RefSeq lists its product as uncharacterized. The record is from RefSeq and is a predicted model, not a curated record. The transcript has 4 exons. The coding region runs from base 6 to 584 and encodes 192 amino acids. Gene Ontology annotation, biological process: mitochondrial respiratory chain complex I assembly. NCBI's taxonomy places the organism in Eukaryota, Fungi, Ascomycota, Dothideomycetes, Pleosporales, Didymosphaeriaceae.
CCGCCAUGGCUCCCCACGACGAUACCUACCACCCGAAGGACACGCUUGCGAACACGGCGAACACAACCCUGCAGCUGUCCAUCGCUGGCGCCGUCGUUGCGGGUGUGCAGAACACGCUCCGGAAGCAGAAUGUUGGUGCCAUGGGCAUUGUUACCCGCUCGGGCGGCAUAAUUGCACUCUUCGCGGGCGUGGGAGCCUUGUAUCAAUUCACAAAGGACGCAACCUCGAACCUGCGGGAGAAGGACGACACCUACGGCGAGUUCCUCGCAGGAUUCAUGGGCGGCACCGCAGUCGGCGUCUACAGGGGAAAUACGCCAAUGAUCCUCGGGGCGGGCGCUGGGUUCGGCGUUGCCUGCGCUGCCUUCAGAUAUACCAACGGCCUGAGCGGCUACGCGAUCAAGGAGGAUGAUGAGGACGAGGUCGCCCGGAAAGAGGAGAUGCGCAAGUUGCGCCGGAGACCUCUCCAGGAGACCCUCGAGCAGCUUGGCGAGGGUCGAGGCAUCUACGGCCCCGGCUACGAGGAGCGGAGGCGUGAGCGGUUACUGGCCAAGUACGGUAUCGACGUGAAGGCAGCACAGGAAUAGUUCCAGUCGAAGAACGAGGACCCCACGGCCAGCCUUUGAGCGCAGGCGUGUACAUAUAUAUUUUAUUGGACCUGCUACCAAGGCGUGCUUUCUUUUGUCCUGCAGCCGUCCCAUGCCCGUGUUUUCCGCUCACUGCCCUACAUGUUGAGACUAUUAUCAUCAUUU